Molecule: messenger RNA, 4447 nt
Organism: Oncorhynchus keta (chum salmon)
Lineage: Eukaryota; Metazoa; Chordata; Actinopteri; Salmoniformes; Salmonidae
Product: scinderin-like
Exons: 16
Coding region: 124-2304 (726 amino acids)
Biological process (GO): actin polymerization or depolymerization; barbed-end actin filament capping; actin filament severing
Cellular component (GO): cytoplasm; actin cytoskeleton
Molecular function (GO): phosphatidylinositol-4,5-bisphosphate binding; actin filament binding
Source: RefSeq, a predicted model, not a curated record
CCCCAUGACCAAACAGAGAACAGAGCAGCACUCCGAGCUCCUCUCUCACCCUACGCUCAUCUCACCACACCUGGGAUCCACAUCUAGCCGUCCCUCUUCUGCUAUCAGACAACCAAAGGAACCAUGGUGCUCUACCACAGGGAGUUUGACAAGGCAGGCAAGGCAGCCGGUCUCCAGAUAUGGAGGAUAGAGAAGAUGGAGCUGGUCCCUGUGCCUGAGAACCUGCACGGGAACUUCUAUGUUGGGGACGCGUAUGUGGUCCUCCACACUGUCAAACAGCGGGAUAGCUGCUUCUACGAUCUGCACUACUGGCUGGGUAAGGAGUGCAGCCAGGACGAGAGCACGGCGGCGGCCAUCUUUACUGUUCAGCUGGAUGAUUUCCUAGGAGGGAAGCCUGUCCAGUACCGAGAACUGCAGGGGUUCGAGUCCACUGCCUUCACACGAUACUUCAAGGGAGGCAUCACAUACAAAGCCGGAGGCGUGGCCUCUGGGUUCCAUCACGUGGUCACCAACGACCUGUCAGCUCUGAGACUAUUCCACAUCAAAGGUCGCCGUGUCGUCAGGGCAACCGAGGUCACCCUCAACUGGUCCAGCUUCAACAGAGGGGACUGCUUCAUCGUGGACCUGGGAGCAGUUAUCUACCAGUGGUGCGGUUCAGAGUGCAACAAGUUUGAGCUCCUGAAGGCAGCACAGGUGGCUGCCGGUAUCCGUGACAAUGAGAGGAAUGGCCGAGCAAAACUGGUUGUCGUGGAGGAAGGGAGAGAGCCGUCUACGUUAACUGAGGUACUCGGCAACAAGCCAAAUCUACCAGAAGGUGAUGACAAUGACGAUAUGGUGGCAGAUAUCUCCAACAGGAAGAUGGCCAAACUCUACAUGGUAUCUGAUGCAUCCGGAGCGAUGCAGGUGACCCUGGUCUCAGAGGAGAACCCGUUCUCUCAGAGCCAUCUGCUGUCUGACGAGUGCUUCAUCCUGGACCACGGGAAGAGCAGGAUGAUCUUCAUCUGGAAAGGCCGUAACGCCAACCCCAGUGAGAGGAAGACUGCCAUGAAGACUGCUGAGGGCUUCAUCAAGCAGAUGGGCUACCCACCUAACACACAGAUCCAGGUACUUCCAGAGGGUGGGGAGACUCCUAUCUUCAAACAGUUCUUCCAGGGGUGGAGGGAUAAGAACCAGAGUGAGGGGUUUGGAAAAGUAUUUGUGACCGAGAGGAUUGCUAAGAUACAUCAGGUGGAGUUCGAUGCCUCCAAGCUCCAUGAGUCCCAAAGCAUGGCAGCCCAGCAUAACAUGGUGGACGACGGCACAGGGGACACUCAGAUCUUCAGAGUGGAGAGCAGUGGUCGAGUCCCAGUUGACCCAAAGACGUAUGGUCAGUUCUAUGGAGGAGACUGUUACAUCAUCCUCUAUGCAUAUAAGAGAGGACAGAUCAUCUACACCUGGCAGGGGGCUAGCAGCACUCUAGAUGAGCUCACAGCUUCAGCCUUCCUAACUGUGGAGCUGGAUCGCUCUCUGGGAGGGAACGCAGUUCAGGUGAGAGUGUCCCAAGGUAAAGAGCCUGCCCAUCUCCUGAGUCUGUUCAAAGACAAGCCCCUCAUCGUGUACAAGAGUGGUACCUCACGCAUCGGAGGCCAGGCACCUGCGGCCCCCACACGCCUGUUCCAGGUCCGACGUAACCUGGGCACCAUCACACGCAUCGCAGAGGUGGAGGCGGAGGCUGGCAGCCUGAACUCUAACGAUGCCUACCUGCUGAAGAUGCCCGCGGGGCAGAGCUACCUGUGGGUGGGUAAGGGCGCCAUCGAGGACGAGGAGCGGGGAGCCCGGUACCUGAGUCAGGUGCUGAAGUGUCAGACACAACGCGUCGUAGAGGGACAGGAACCAGCGGACCUCUGGGCAGCGUUAGGGGGGAAGAAGGAGUACCAGACAUCAGAGAGACUGGAGAGUAGCCGCACUCAACAACCUCGCCUGUUCGCCUGCUCCAACAAGACUGGCAGGUUCAUAAUUGAGGAGGUUCCAGGAGAGUUCAGUCAGGAGGACCUGGCAGAGGAUGACGUGAUGCUGUUGGAUGUCUGGGAUCAGGUGUUUAUCUGGAUUGGCAAAGAUGCCAAUGAAGUUGAGAAAACUGAAUCUGUAAAAUCUGCCAAGACAUACAUAGAGACGGAUCCGGGGGUUCGGGAUAAGAGGACCGCCAUAGUGGUGGUGAAGCAGGGUCAUGAACCCCCCACCUUCACAGGGUGGUUCCUGGGCUGGGACACGGCACGCUGGGACUCACACAACGUGGCCAGGACCAUGAAGACACUGCAGAUUUAGCAUAAAUGAAUCCCAACAGUUAUAACACUGUAAUAACACAGUUUAGACAUUUAUAACAUCCACUCUGUAUUCAGCCAAGGGUUUCCAGAUACGAGUGUGAAAUGAGGGUUAACUAGCCAUUCAUGGGACUAGUGUUGGGCUAAGGAAGCGCAAAGUACUUUACUUUUAGGCCUGCUAUGUAUCAUUUUAUUUGUAUUUGUUUGCUUUACUUUUAGGCCUGCUAUGUGUCAUUUUAUUUGUAUCUGUUUGCUUUACUUUUAGGCCUGCUAUGUGUCAUUUUAUUUGUUUGCUUUACUUUUAGGCCUGCUAUAUGUCAUUUUAUUUGUAUUUGUUUGCUUUACUUUUAGGCCUGCUAUAUGUCAUUUUAUUUGUAUCUGUUUGCUGUACUUUUAGGCCUGCUAUGUGACAUUUUAUUUGUAUUUGUUUGCUUUACUUUUAGGCCUGCUAUAUGUCAUUUGAUUUGUAUUUGUUUGCUUUACUUUUAGGCCUGCUAUAUGUCAUUUUAUUUGUAUUUGUUUGCUUUACUUUUAGGCCUGCUAUAUGUCAUUUUAUUUGUAUUUGUUUGCUGUAAUUUUAGGCCUGCUAUGUGUCAUUUUAUUUGUUUGCUUUACUUUUAGGCCUGCUAUAUGUCAUUUUAUUUGUAUUUGUUUGCUGUAAUUUUAGGCCUGCUAUGUGUCAUUUUAUUUGUUUGCUUUACUUUUAGGCCUGCUAUGUAUCAUUUUAUUUGUAUUUGUUUGCUUUACUUUUAGGCCUGCUAUGUGUCAUUUUAUUUGUAUCUGUUUGCUUUACUUUUAGGCCUGCUAUGUGUCAUUUUAUUUGUUUGCUUUACUUUUAGGCCUGCUAUAUGUCAUUUUAUUUGUAUUUGUUUGCUGUAAUUUUAGGCCUGCUAUGUGUCAUUUUAUUUGUUUGCUUUACUUUUAGGCCUGCUAUGUGUCAUUUUAUUUGUUUGCUUUACUUUUAGGCCUGCUAUAUGUCAUUUUAUUUGUAUUUGUUUGCUUUACUUUUAGGCCUGCUAUGUGUCAUUGUAUUUGUAUUUGUUUGCUUUACUUUUAGGCCUGCUAUAUGUCAUUUUAUUUGUAUUUGUUUGCUUUACUUUUAGGCCUGCUAUAUGUCAUUUUAUUUGUAUUUGUUUGCUUUACUUUUAGGCCUGCUAUGUGUCAUUUUAUUUGUAUUUGUUUGCUUUACUUUUAGGCCUGCUAUGUGUCAUUUUAUUUGUAUUUGUUUGCUUUACUUUUAGGCCUGCUAUAUGUCAUUUUAUUUGUAUUUGUUUGCUUUACUUUUAGGCCUGCUAUAUGUCAUUUUAUUUGUAUUUGUUUGCUUUACUUUUAGGCCUGCUAUAUGUCAUUUUAUUUGUAUUUGUUUGCUUUACUUUUAGGCCUGCUAUAUGUCAUUUUAUUUGUAUUUGUUUGCUUUACUUUUAGGCCUGCUAUGUGUCAUUUUAUUUGUAUUUGUUUGCUUUACUUUUAGGCCUGCUAUAUGUCAUUUUAUUUGUAUUUGUUUGCUGUACUUUUAGGCCUGCUAUGUGUCAUUUUAUUUGUAUUUGUUUGCUUUACUUUUAGGCCUGCUAUAUGUCAUUUUAUUUGUAUUUGUUUGCUUUACUUUUAGGCCUGCUAUGUGUCAUUUUAUUUGUUUGCUUUACUUUUAGGCCUGCUAUAUGUCAUUUUAUUUGUAUUUGUUUGCUUUACUUUUAGGCCUGCUAUGUGUCAUUGUAUUUGUAUUUGUUUGCUUUACUUUUAGGCCUGCUAUGUGUCAUUGUAUUUGUAUUUGUUUGCUUUACUUUUAGGCCUGCUAUGUGUCAUUUUAUUUGACAUUUGAGUCAUUUAGCAGAUGCUCUUAUCCAAAGCAACAUACUGUAGCGAGUGAAUACGUUAUUUUCUUUCUUUCUUGCCGGUCCCCCGUGGGAAUCAAACCCACAACCCUGGCGUUGCAAGCACCAUGCUCUACCAGUUGAGCACACGGGACAUCGUCUGCUUGGACAUCUUUGUUUGUUUGUUUGUUUGUUUUUUUUUUUUUCUUGUUACAAAGAUGAAACCCGAAAAUAUAUGAUAUAUUAUGUUGAUUUGAAUGCAGGUCUUUACAUUUGGACUUCUGUAACUGUCUGGAAAUAAAUGUUGCUAUUUGCUUUUUUUUAUGAUAGAAAAUG